UCCAGGCCUGUCCCAUUCCCGACCUUCCACCUGCUCUGACGCGCAGUUAUUGAAAGACCCGGAAGCGGCUGGCAGAAGCGAAGGUCACAUCGGCUUCAGUGGGUUUUGAACUUUAAUACGUGAGCGUCUCCAGUCACAUUUGUACGCGCCCAGGGUCGGGGGUCUUAAUGCUCGUUAACGUCCCUUCCCCCACGCCUCUCCCCGCGGGUUGACGUCUCAAGACGCAUCUUGCCUGGAACAGAAGCACAGAGGAGGAAAGCCCAGGACUCAAGAAUGACUCUUUCUCAGGGACGGUUGACCUUCAGGGAUGUGGCCAUAGAGUUCUCUCAGGAGGAGUGGGAGUGCCUGGACCCCGCUCAGAGGGCCUUGUACAGGGACGUGAUGCUGGAGACCUACAGGAACCUGGUCUCCCUGGAUAUUGCUACUAGAUAUGUGGGCAAAGAAUUAUCACCAAGAGACUACGUUAAUAAUGGAGAAUUAUUCCAAGUGUUUACUUUUGAAAGAGACAUAAGUCAUGACUUUGAUGACUUUGAUUUGAAUAAAGUCCAACAAGAUGUGAACAAACUUGAGACUCAGUGGAUUUAUGAAGAAAAAAAAUAUGAAGGAAUAACUACAUCUUAUUGUAAAAAUCUCACCUGUAGAGAAGACCAACAACAUCCUAAAUCCUGGAAUAAUUUCCCUGUAAAGCACAGUGUUUCCAUAAGAAGUACAUCUCCAUAUUACAAACAUGAUAUGAUGAACCAGGAACUAAACUACAAGAUAGGCCAUUCAGGAAACAAGUAUAAGAACUGCUUGGACAAUAGGCAUGGAUUAAGCUUUCAUUCACAUCUGGCUGAACUGCAGAGAUUUCAAACUCAAGAGGAAGUUUAUGAAAGUAAUCAAGCUGAGAAGUCUACCAAAACACCCUCAGUUUCACCACCUCAAAGAGUUGCUUCUAGGGUCAAAACCAACAUUGUUAAUAAAUAUGGGAAUGUUCUUAUGCAUCCUUCAUUACUGACACAAUAUGAGGAAAUCCCCAGUAGAGAGAAACCUUACAAAUGUAAUGAGUGCGGGGAGGCUUUUAGCCAUUGUUCAACCUUAGCUAAUCAUCAAAUAAUUCAUUCUGAGCAAAGACCUUACAAAUGUAAUGAGUGUGGCAAAGCCUUUAACAGGUUCUCAAACCUUACAAGGCAUCAGAGAAUUCAUACUGGAGAGAAACCAUAUAAAUGUAAUGUAUGUAGUAAGCAUUUUAUGAUACGUUCCCACCUUUGGCGUCAUGAACGAAUUCAUACUGGAGAGAAGCCUUACAAAUGCAAUGUGUGUGGCAAGGCUUUUAGUCAGAAUUCAAGCCUUACAGUUCACCAAAGAAUUCAUACUGGAGAGAUACCUUACAAAUGUCAUGAAUGUGGCAAAUCCUUUAAGCAGUAUUCAAGCCUCAGUAGACAUCAGAAUAUACAUAGAGUGAAGAUAUAGAGAGUGUGAUAAGACUUUUAUUAAGUGUUCUCACCUUUGGAGUCAUAAGGGAAUGUAUACUGUGAAGAAACUUUAUAAAAGAAUUAACAGCACGACCCUCAUGACAUGACUUGAUCUCAGGAUUUACCAAAGAUUUCAUGUUGGAGAAAAUCCUACAAAUAUAAUUAGGUGGUAAAUUGCUUAAGCAGGUUCCACAAUGUAUUGUGUACAUGUCAGAAUUCCUAAUAAUGAGAACAAAGCUUAGUUCUUCAAGAUUAAUCAAAUCAAAUGUUAUACUCUGCAGGUAAAUUAAAACUCAAAAUGAUUUAAAAUUCACGAGAUGAUGGGUGUCAAAGGAUCAGGGACAUCUGUGGAAACCCCUUAAGUUUAUAGAAUCUUUUUAUUCUUUGGAUUUUUUUUUUAAUUUUUAAAAAUAAUUUAUUUUUGAGAGAGACAGAAUGUGAGUGG
Hyaena hyaena (striped hyena) is the source of this 1899-nucleotide messenger RNA. RefSeq names its product zinc finger protein 677-like. The transcript has 4 exons. Gene Ontology annotation, molecular function: DNA-binding transcription repressor activity, RNA polymerase II-specific. The record is from RefSeq and is a predicted model, not a curated record. Lineage: Eukaryota; Metazoa; Chordata; Mammalia; Carnivora; Hyaenidae. Gene Ontology annotation, biological process: negative regulation of transcription by RNA polymerase II. The coding region runs from base 274 to 1452 and encodes 392 amino acids.